CAAAAUUUUUAUAGCACGCACAGUGUUUGUCAAAACAUAUAUACGGCAGAUGCAUCGUAAAAAGUUAAUUUCAUAGAAUCGAAAGAAGCGUCAACGAUAACUAAGAGAGAAUGGCCUGUCCUUUAUCGGAAACAAUCACAGAUGAUCAGAGUCAAGAAGGUACUCAAUUAACUAAAGGACCAGGCUUACUCUACGGAGAAUAUCUUCAUUUAGAUAAAAUUUUAUCCGCGCAAAGGCUUCUCAGCGCUGAGUACAAUGAAGAAGUACACGAUGAGCAUCUUUUUAUCGUUACUCAUCAAGCAUACGAAUUAUGGUUCAAGCAGAUUAUCUACGAGUUGGACUCGGUCAGAUCACUCUUCACUUCCGACUCAAAUGUUUAUAACACUACCAAUCACACUUCGAAGAUUCAAAAUGGAGUUCACAUCUUGAACGAAUCAAGGACUUUGGAAAUUCUUAGACGACUCAAUCGCAUCGUUCUUAUAUUGAAACUUUUGGUGGACCAAGUGUCGAUCUUAGAGACUAUGACACCGUUGGAUUUCAUGGCAUUCCGCGAUUAUCUCUGCCCGGCUUCCGGCUUCCAGUCCCUGCAAUUUCGAUUACUAGAGAACAAACUUGGUGUAAAACAAGAACACAGAGUAAGGUACAAUCAGAAUUACACGAGAGUUUUCGGAAGAGAUCCGAAAGCCAUUGAGGAGAUCAAACGUUCCGAGGAAGAUCCCAGCCUCAGCUGCUUGGUCCAAAGAUGGUUGGCCAGGACACCGGGUCUCGAAUCUUACGAUUUUGACUUUUGGGGAAAGUAUAAAAGAGCCGUCGAACGAAUGCUCUUCGAACAAGAACAAACUGCACAGGAACAAUCAGAAGAGCAAAUGAAAGUAUAUCUUACGAGCAAUGUUCGAUCUCGUCAAGCCAUCUUCGAAACGAUCUUUAACGAAUCUCUUCAUAACGCACUUGUCUCGAGAGGAGAACGAAGAUUCUCAUAUGCUGCCUUGCAAGGUGCUGUAAUGAUAACAUUGUAUCGGGACGAACCAAGAUUCAGUCAACCGCAUCAAAUAUUGACUGCAUUGAUGGACAUUGAUUCUCUGAUUACUAAAUGGAGAUCUUUGAUAUUUUUAGAUAAUCACGUCAUCAUGGUUCAGAGAAUGAUCGGUUCUCAACAACUUGGAACUGGUGGAUCUUCCGGGUAUCAAUACUUGAAAUCGACAUUGAGUGAUAGAUACAAAGUGUUCCUAGAUUUGUUCAACUUGUCUACGUUUUUAAUACCUAGACAUUUAAUUCCACCAUUAACGAAGCAAAUGAAAACAAGACUUUCAAUUUCUUGGAAUGGUUGGAGUACCGAUAACAAUCAAAACAAUGCUGAAAAUGAUAUAAAACACUCGUGAACUUGUAAUAAUUUAUGCGGUAAAAUAAUGUUAAUAUAGUAAAAUAA
Messenger RNA from Vespula pensylvanica (western yellowjacket), 1426 nucleotides. RefSeq names its product tryptophan 2,3-dioxygenase (gene vermilion). Gene Ontology annotation, molecular function: heme binding; metal ion binding; L-tryptophan 2,3-dioxygenase activity. Bases 111 to 1379 code for a protein of 422 amino acids. The record is from RefSeq and is a predicted model, not a curated record. The transcript has 7 exons. NCBI's taxonomy places the organism in Eukaryota, Metazoa, Arthropoda, Insecta, Hymenoptera, Vespidae.